CCUCCCCCCCUGCCGCCGUGGACGGACCGGAGCGAGCGCUCCUCUUAUUCCCGGAGCUCCACAGCUCAGGAACGCGGCGACGGAGCGACAAGGGCCCGAAGACACGACGGACUGACGCAGCUCAUGACUCUGUGGAAGGACACGACAGGUCGAUGUUGGGCCGCGGUGUGAAGCGAAAGUGGAGCUGCUUGGCGGACCUGGAGGCCGAGGCUCUACCUGCAGAGAAGGGGAAGAACGGGGAGGAAGGUCCUGGGGAUGAGGGCAGCUUCCACGUGGCUCCAUCAGAAUCUGACAUGAGCCACCUGCAGCAGCGUCAGCUGGUGCUCGGCCUCUGCUUGGAGAAGCUCCAGCACUACCAGGCCGGGGUGGAGCUCAGCCUGCGUCGCUCUGUGUUGCUCAUCAACACGCUCAGGCAGAUCCAGGAGGACAUGCAGAGCGACGGCGUGGAAACCUGCACGUCGGAGACGCUCCUCAACAACGUCCACGCUGACUCCUGCCUUCUCAGGGACGACGUCAGGGAGGACAUGCCGGUUACGUGCCCCGGCUGUUCAGAGGGAGAUGGGGACAACCUGCCUCUGUCUCCACCGCUGUCCCCAGAAUUCCCCUCUCAGGAGGCAAACAGCUCGCCCGACCAGCAGAGAUCACUUCCACCUGCAACGAUCAACUCUUUUAGUGACGCAGUAAACGCCAUGGGCUACCUCAGCGACCUCGCCCUGGACGACAUCUUUGAGGACAUUGACACGUCCAUGUACGAGACUUCCGAUCUGCCUUCUGCCUGGGCGGCGGGCUCCCUGUGGCCCGUCAGCGUGUCGCUUUGGGCGGAUGAGGACGUUAAAAUGCGCCCGUCCAGCCACGCCUCAGCUGGGAGUCUCCAGUCUUGUCUGAUGGACCUGAAUGAGCUGGACCACAUCAUGGAGAUUCUGGUAAAGUCCUGAUCAGCUGCACAAACUCCUGAACAUUUACUGCACUCGGUAAUCAAGAACUUGGAAAGUGGAGAAGGGGAACAAGGACUAAUCUGAGGGUUGAUGGACUCGUGACUUUGGAUCUUUAAGGCUCCGUCUGGUUCAGGUAGUUGAAGGUAGAAUUAAACAAUAAUUCUGUUGUAUGUAACUCGUUUAAAGGCAGCAUCUUGAGUUACAUACACAAGUGUGUGCCUCAAAUUAGACAUGAAAUAUUUAUUAUGGUGGAUUAAGACAGAAAGGAAACAUCCACUCAACGCUUUUAUACUGUUUAACUAACAUACAGACGGUUCAUCGAAUCAAACACUGCUGUCGUGUUUUGGGUAGUGGGUGAAUAAUCUGUAGUAAAAGUAUUGGAGGCUUGUCUAAGGUGUAACACCUAAAGUGCAACACUUGUAAAGGAAGUGUUGUAACCAACAGACUGAUGCCGUGUAACAGUCUAAGAGCGUCAAGGUGGAUUUUCCUGAAUUGGGUAAAACUGUAAACGCAGAUGGAACCUUAAAUUUCCAACCUUGCCGUGUUUGUGCCACUUUCCCUCCGUGUUUUAUUAAGUUUAAGUGAAAGCUGCUGCUGCAGCGCCUCUCUGAGUGAAUCCACCACUCAGGAAGAAGAAACCUGAGCCGCCGAGGUGCGUGCGUCACUCGGGCUGUCAGAUCAGACCCGGGUUGAUUAUUAAUUAAAAUCUCUUCAAUUACUUAAGAGGGUGUGCUUUAGCGAGCCGGGAGGGCAAAGGCCUGGGAUUCCUUUCAGUGUACAAUCUGAGUUAUUGCUCCAUACGAGAUCUUUAAUGAGUCUUUGUGGCUGUUGGCGUGCAGCAGUCAGACGGCGGACAGUAAAACAGCCAAAGAAGUUAAAAAAGAAAAAGGAUGACAUCUGAUAGAGAACUCGAUGGAUCGCCUUUAUCUAAUAUUAUUAUUUAUGAAUGAAAAACCACAAACUGCAGCAGAUAUUAUUUGUUCUUUAUAUGUAGAGUCUAUUGUUUGGGUGUGAGUGUAACUUAUAAUGACCUUGGACUGUCAGUGCAUCGGCUGCCAUGUCUUCAAACUCUCAGAGCCUGUAGAAGAAACAUCCUCAUCCUUUCACCAUGUGAACAGUUUAUCCUUCUCGGCAGCUUGUGUUUACGGUAAAUGCGACGUGUCAUGAACGCAGCAUAAAACGUGUAUUUUUUAAACAGUAAUGUAAUCCCAGUCUGGUUCUGACUGAGGAGCCGAUCGCCUCGAGUCAACAAUCAGGACAACUUUGCCAUGUGUCAGAGAAUUGUAAACGACAACAGAAGCCUGUGUGUAUUUUUAUGGCCAUGAUGUAUGAAUUUUUAUUGUAACGUUGGGAGUUUUUUAAGCCGUUUUUUACGUGUUUCUACCUGCAACAAUCACCUGUCCUGCAGAAGAGAUGCAGUGAACGAAGGACUGUCCGACCUUCACUGUCCGGUUUACUCCUGUUCUACCUCCUGAUGUCUGUCUGUUGUUGGUUUACCUGGACACUCCUGUUUUUACGCCGUGAGCCAUGGACUGAUUUAUUUCAUCGUUUCUACUCGGCUGAAAAAAAAUCCAAUCGAAUUCAACGCUUCUCCUGUCAGACCAAAGUGAUCUGUCCUCGUCUCCAUCUCUUGUCUCGUGUCGACAACGUGCCUUACUACUGAACUUGAGUUUUAUUGGUGUCGAGGUUUUUGUGGUCGUCUAAACUCGAGCCUCAUUGAUAAAAACUGUGGCGAGGUGUUAUGUAAAAGCACCGAGCGCCAGAACCGCCAUCGUCCCUCCCUUCUUCUUGGUCUUUUUCUGUGCUCAGUGAACACACCACUGGCAUAUGAGCUUAAUGUAUCCUGACAGGCCGACAGUGAACUAGCUGAGGGAGGAGGUGGCAGAGAGGGCUGGGAGGGAAAAAUAAGAGGAGGAGGAGGUGGAGGAGGAGGAGGAGGGGUGGGAGGAAGCAGCUUGUGUCACGUGUUCGGUAGGAGGAGUUCAGAGCUUGUUUUGCCCAGACUCAGACCACCGACCAAUCACAUGAGAUGUACGAGGAGCGAGAUUGAUGUACGAGGAGCACACGGCUGCUCCAACAACAACUUGUUUUUGCUCUGCACAGUGAGGCAGUGUGAAUCUGUUGGACUUCAGCCUGUGAAAUAAAUAAAUCCACUUCUCAUUUACAUAAUCUGUCACCGACAGAACCGAACAACAGAAAGCAGAAAUCUGCAGUGUUAUUUAUAUUUGUAUGAAAGUCAGAGAGCGCCAGCCGGGUCUGUAAAGCACAAGCUGUAUGUUGUUGAUGCUGAUUAUGAUUUAAAUGUAACUGAAGGAUGGGUUUGAUAAAAGUAAUACGAUGGUAAUUAAUAAUGUAUUGUAUUUUUUGUGGAAUAUUUUAUAGAUUUUAUUCAAUAAUACACUAAAAAAUACCCUGAA
Larimichthys crocea (large yellow croaker) is the source of this 3352-nucleotide messenger RNA. Its product is annotated as cell division cycle-associated protein 4. The record is from RefSeq and is a predicted model, not a curated record. Gene Ontology annotation, molecular function: transcription regulator activity. Bases 153 to 935 code for a protein of 260 amino acids. Gene Ontology annotation, cellular component: nucleus. The transcript is spliced from 2 exons. NCBI's taxonomy places the organism in Eukaryota, Metazoa, Chordata, Actinopteri, Sciaenidae.